Molecule: messenger RNA, 6630 nt
Organism: Oncorhynchus nerka (sockeye salmon)
Lineage: Eukaryota; Metazoa; Chordata; Actinopteri; Salmoniformes; Salmonidae
Product: anoctamin-5-like
Exons: 20
Coding region: 224-2965 (913 amino acids)
Biological process (GO): chloride transmembrane transport
Cellular component (GO): plasma membrane
Molecular function (GO): chloride channel activity; protein dimerization activity
Source: RefSeq, a predicted model, not a curated record
UGGAUAGAGAAGCAGUAUGAGUGCAAUCAUAAUAUGAUAGGAUAUGUCAAGACAAUGUUGGGCUAUUAUUUCAGCCAAUGAAUGCCAGAAUCGUUGAUUUUUGGUGUGAAACCCAAGCCUCAAACUCAAAUACAGUCGGUGGAGGAUUGAGUCGUGGGGUGGCAUCCUCUAACUCCGUCCUCACUUUCCAGAAAAAGCAACUCCUUUCUCAUAGUCGGUGGAGAUGAGAAGAAUAACGGGAAAGGCAAGGGAUGACAUUUUGAUCGAAAUGAAGAGCGCAAUGGACUCCCAGAUUGGAGAGGAAUGUAAUGGCCACAGUCUUAAUAACUUUGUAGAGGACGGAGGUACACAGCUACCUGGACACACAGAGACGGACAGACUACAGCAGAACAAAGACACCGUGUUCUUCAGGGACGGGGUUCGCAGGAUUGACUUCAUACUGUCGUACCUCGAUGACAAGGAUGGAGAGAAGAAGCAGGAGAGGAGGAGGGAGUUUGAGGCCAACCUUAAGAAGGCUGGACUGGAGCUUGAGACUGAGGACAAAUCGGACUCGGAUGAUCUGAAAACAUACUUCCUGAAGAUCCACGCCCCGUGGGAGGUGUUGGCCACCUACGCUGACGUGCUGAAGAUCAAGGUUCCCUUUAAGGAAAGCGACAUCCCCCACGGACAGGACGUUCCACUGGAGUGGCUCUCCCGACCGUUCCGCCUGCCAGGGAAGGUGAUGCGCCCACAGCCUGACUACUUCACCUCUCCAUUUGAUAAGGACAAGAUAGACUUCUUCCUCAUCAAAAACCAAGACACCUUCUUCCCCCCCUCCACACGCAACAGAAUAGUGUACUACAUCCUGUCUCGCUGUCCGUACCAUAAAGAGGACCGCAAGGAGACAGACAAGAAAGGUAUCAAGCGGUUGCUGAACAACGGGACCUACACCUCAGCCUUCCCACUUCAUGAUUGUCGAUACUGGGAGAGGAACACAAAUGAGCAGUGUGAGAGCGAACGCUACCACCUCUAUAAGAAUUGGGCUAGGUUCCUCUGUUUCUACAAGGAGCAGCCCCUCAACCUCAUCAGGAAGUAUUAUGGGGAGAAGAUUGGGAUCUACUUUGCCUGGCUGGGCUUCUACACAGAGAUGUUGUUCUUUGCUGCGGUCAUGGGCGUCAUAUGUUUUACCUAUGGUGUGCUAAGCUACGAUGACAAUUUAACAAGUAAGGAGAUCUGUGACCCCAGCAUUGGAGGGGGUAUUGUGAUGUGUCCGCUGUGUGAUAAGAAGUGUAGUUACUGGAAGCUCAACUCCACGUGCCUCUCAUCCUGGCAAUCCCAUCUGUUUGAUAACGAGGGGACCGUGUUCUUUGCCAUGUUUAUGGGGAUCUGGGUGACUCUGUUCCUGGAGUUCUGGAAGCGGCGCCAGGCCCAGUUGGAGUAUGAGUGGGACCUGGUGGAUUUCGAGGAGGAGCAGCAGCAGCUCCAGAUCCGCCCGGAGUUUGAGACCAAGUGCACUGACCAGAGACUCAACCGGAUCACCCAGGAAAUGGAGCCAUACCUACCCCUCCCCAAAAAGUGUGGUCGCUUUUGUCUCUCCGGGGUUACUGUUCUGUUCUGGAUGCUUCUGAUUGUGGCCUGUAUCACUGGGGUGAUAGUCUACAGGCUGGCUGUGUAUGCAGCCUUCGCCAGCAUCAUGAAGGACAGCCCCACUAAGAAGAUCCAUCUGGUGGGCUCUCUCAUCACCCCGCAGCUCGCUACCUCUGUCACCGCCUCCUUUAUCAACUUUGUCAUCAUUAUGAUCCUUAACUUCUUCUAUGAGCGAGUGGCCAUCUGGAUCACAGAUAUGGAAAUUCCCAAGACACAUCUGGAGUAUGAAAACAAGUUGACAAUGAAGAUGUUCCUCUUCCAGUUUGUCAACUACUAUUCUUCAUGUUUCUACGUGGCCUUCUUCAAGGGCAAGUUUGUGGGUUACCCAGGCAACUACACGUACAUGUUUGGCAAAUACAGCAGGCUGAGGAACGAGGAGUGUGACCCAGGAGGCUGUCUGAUUGAGCUGACCACCCAGCUGGUGAUUGUCAUGACAGGGAAGCAGGUGUGUGGGAACAUCCAGGAGGCCCUACUGCCGCUGCUGAGGAACUGGUGGUGCAGCAGGAAGGCCCGGAAAGACCAGUACAGCCGCUGGGAGCAGGACCACGACCUGCAGAACUUCAGCCAGCUGGGCCUGUUCUAUGAGUACCUGGAAAUGGUAAUCCAGUUUGGCUUCAUCACUCUGUUUGUGGCCUCUUUCCCCCUGGCCCCCCUGCUGGCCCUCUGUAACAACAUCCUGGAGGUCAGAGUGGACUCCUGGAAGUUCACCACCCAGUUCCGCCGGCCUGUGGCGGCCAAGGCCCACAACAUCGGAGCAUGGCAGGAGAUCCUCAAUGUGGUGGCCAUCUUGUCCGUUGUCACCAAUGCAUUCAUCAUGGCCUUUACUUCAGACAUGAUCCCCCGCCUGGUCUACCUGUAUGCCUACCACCCUGGCUCUGAAGCCACCAUGAGUGGCUACAUCAACAACAGCCUGUCAGUGUAUGACAUCUCCCAGAUCCCUCUCCUCAGUACACCCGAGGAGGGGGCGAUUCCUGCCUGGUUCAACAGCUCCUUCAUCACCACCUGCAGGUACCGUGACUACCGCUACCCUCCAGGCCACCAGAGGCAGUACUCCCACACUAUGCAAUUCUGGCACAUCCUGGCAGCCAAACUGGCCUUCAUCAUUAUCAUGGAGCACGUGGUGUUUGUGGUGAAGUUCUUUGUGGCCUGGCUGAUCCCGGAUGUGCCAUCCGAGGUGAAGGCUCGGAUCAAACGGGAACGUUACCUCAUCCAGGAAUACCUGCACAACUACGAGGUUGAGAAGCUCAAGAUCCAGCUGAGUCAGAGUUUUAUCAUUGAACCCAAACCUGGGGUCUGCACUGCCACCGACAAGCAUGACAUGUUAUCAGAGUGCCUGUAGGCCCCCAAUCAAUAAACUCACACCCACCAGGGUGUUGCUGUGAAGUCUCCUCCACUGAAGGCAAACAGAAGUACAGUGAAGGGCUUCUGUCAGUGGUUGCAAUCCUAUCAACUGUUUCUCUUUGUUUUGUUGUUUGUUCAUUUUCUAAUGAGCAGCUAGCAGAUUUCAACCUUUUCGCCUAUAUUAGGACUUUCAUUGGAGGAAGGGACGGAUUAAUAUGAUCGAUGGCCACAUCUCGUCCUCUUUUCUCAGCCUCCAAUGCUGUUGCAAUGCAAGCUCCUAUUGUUCAGCUUGCUUCAUAUCUUCUGUGCAAUGAUGUUUCUUGCAACUGUUUCAGUCAUUCAGUGCCAGUGUUGAUCGUGAUGGGAUAUUAUGGAAUCCUACAAAAGUAUGUGCCAACUUGUUAAAUGCUAUUGGGAUUCAUGAUAUUGUACCAGACAAUGUACAGCUUAUUGAAAAAAAUGUAAUCUAAUGCUCACCUUAUCUACAAUGUCAUAAUAUGUUACUAACAUAUCCAGCAAAGACUGCCAAAGAUAUCCCAUGGCUUUUAUCAGCAGCUAUCUAAUAAAUUACCUUUAAAGAAAUAUGCAUGUUUGAUAGAAUGUAACAUAUAAAAAUCUAAUUUAUUUGCCUUCAAAUGUUGGCAUGUUAUCUGCUUCAAUUUUGCUGUAGCUGGGCUACAUUGAAUGUGAUGUGUUUUCCUUGCGUUACUGACAUGUAUGAGAUCUUUUCAUGGGAGUCAAUGCAAAAACGGUCAAUUAAAGGCCCAAUGCAGCCGUUUGUAUAUCAAUAUCAAAUCAUUUCUGGGUAACAAUUAAGUACCGUUCCGUAAAAAUUGGCUAAAAUAGCUAAACAUUUUUUCAAGCAAGAAUUUUGCUAGGACUGUCUGGGAGUAGUCUGAGUGGGGAGGGGAAAACUCAAAACUAGCUGUUAUUGGCAGAGAGGUUUGGAACUUUAUUUGUAUCUGGUCUAUCAACCAAUUUACUACAUGGUGAUGUCACCAUGGAAAGCUGAAACUCCCAUCCAUGCAAACCUGAUGAUUAGGAGGUACUGUGUAUAUUGUAUGUUCAACCAGCAAAUAACUGAUCACAUUUCUUUCAUCAGCUGUUGUACAAUUGCGAUAUAAAACACAAGAAAAACAGCCUUUUGACUGCAGUGGCACUUUUAAAAAUGGCUUCUCUCAGCUGGGUAAUGCUAGAUAGAUGGUCCAAGACGGCAAUAGACCCAUACGUCUACUGUACAUACACUACCGUUCAAAAGUUUGGGGUCACUUAGAAAUGUCAUUGUUUUUUAAAGAAAAUCGUAUUUUUUGUCCAUUAAUAUAACAUCAAAUUGAUCAGAAAUACAGUGUAGACAUUGUUAAUGUUGUAAAAGACUACUGUAGCUGGAAAUGGCAGAUUUUUUAUGGAAUAUCUAUAUAGGUGUACAGAGGCCCAUUCUCAGCAACCAUCACUCCUGUAUUCCAAUGACACGUUGUGUUAGCUAAUCCAAGUGUAUCAUUUUAAAAGGCUAAUUGAUCAUUAGAAAACCCUUUUGCAAUUAUAUUAACACAGCUGAAAAAUGUUGUCCUGAUUAAAGAAGCAAUAAAACUGGCCUUCUUUAGACUAGUUGAGUAUCUGGAGCAUCAGCACUUGUGGGUUCGAUUACAAACUCAAAAGGGCCAGAAACAAAGCACUUUUUUCUGAAACUUGUCAGUCUAUUCUUGUUCUGAGAGAUGAAGGCUAUUCUAUGUGAGAAAUUGCCAAGAAACUGAAGAUCUCGUACAUAGCUGUGUACUACUCUCUUCACAAAACAGCGCAAACUAGCUCUAACCAGAAAAGAAAGAGGAGUGGGAGGCCCUGGUGCACAACUGAGCAAGAAGACAAGUACUUUAGAGUGUCUAAUUUGAGAAACAGAUGCCUCACAAGUCCUCAACUGGCAGCUUCAUUAAAUAGUACCCGCAAAACACCAGCCUCAACGUCAACAAUGAAUAGGCGACUCCGGGAAGCUGGAUUAGCUAACACAACGUGCCAUUGGAACACAGGAGUGAUGGUUGCUGAUAAUGGGCCUCUGUAUGCCUAUGUAGAUAUUCCAUUAAAAAUCAGCUGUUUCCAGCUACAAUAGUCAUUUGCAACAUUACCAAUGUCUACACUGUAUUUCUGAUCAAUUUGAUGUUAUUUUAAUGGACAAAAAAUGUUUUUUCUUUCAAAAACAAGGACAUUUCUAAGUGACCCCAAACGUUUGAACUGUAGUGUAUGUUUGGUCUGAUAGAGCCCUUUCCAGUGGAUAUAAUCUACACUCCAUUUGAAAUGUUUUGAAUGGCAUAUUAAGUCAUACCAGACAAAAUAUUAGCCCUGUUUUUGGGGUUGCAUUCCUCUUUCUUGUUUAGAUUUAUGGUGAGAUAUGCAACUGUAUAUAUGAUUUCUUCUGGUGUGGGAGGCAAAUGUGAUUUUGCCUGUGUUACUCGCACAGUCUGCUCUUUAUUUUCACACUUUUCAAACUCAUUGUAAGCAGGAAAAUCACCUUUCUCAGCCCUGUUAGUCAUUACUUACUUAAGUUAAGUUGAUCAUUCCUGUCUGCUUUUUCUGUCAUAUUCUGUGUCUGUACUCCGUAGCACAAUGGAUGGCCUUCUCUUUUUAAUUUUGUUUUAGCACAGAGCACUUAUAUGGGACUGAUUUGAUUUAGCCAAUGAGUCUUUCAGACGGAAAACUCCACUACAUUAUUACUGUUUAAUGUCAAUCAUUCCAACAUGCCUGGAUAGUCUCAUAUUAAAAAGAAAGUUGACUUUCAAAGCCAUUUUUAUGAAAUUCAACUUCAAAAGGGACUGUAGCUUAUUGAAUCGAUUUCAAGUUACUGUAAUGUGAUUUGUGCAAACAGAGGUGUUAGCUAUAGAGUAUAUAGACUCAGGGUAUGCAUCACAAUCUCUUGUGUCCCAUAGACAUUCAAUGGAAGGAAACAUGCAUAUUUUAACAACAUGAGUGAACUGUCCCUUUUACAGCAAUAAAUUCACACUAUUUUAUCACAGCCAGUAUACACAUGAAGAAUGUUGGGGUAUGUACAGUAGUUGCAACAUUAAUUUCAGUUACCAACCCAAUUAUUACUUAGAUUGUUGUACAGAUUACAUUUGUAAACUAUAGUUUACUCAAUGUAAGAUUAGGUAUUUCUGUCAUUUAUUGAUCCGAUUUGAUUCUGUAGGCUUUUUCUAGGUUCAUCUGUUUUGAACAAAUCUGUUUUGUAAAUGUUAAUAGCCUCUCAUGGUGAUGGUGGAAACUAUGCCAUUGGAUGAUUUGACUUGGUAUAACUUCUACUUCAAAGUCACGUGCUACAUCACUAUCUCAGGCUUGUCAAUAUUCCAGUGCUUGACUAACACCACUCUCAGCCAUACAGACACAAUCCCUUGGGAGACUCUUGACUCCUCAUGUCCUUCUUGCAUGCAGGGUGGAAGCCACAGUACAUGACCAGUAGAUCAAAGCCUUAAAUGUCUAUAUUUACUUUUUGGGAUGUUCUUCAAAAACAAUAACUUUCUAUUGUUCUUUUCCUAUGAUGUUUCACAACUCAUAUGUUUUCAAAUCAGUCUGUGUUGUCUAAAUAUGUUAUCUUGCUUGUUUUGCAUGAAAGGCUAUUGACCUUAUUAACAACAGUUUGAUAAUGUAAUUCCUUCAAAUAAAAUAUUUCAGGAUUUUAAA